GUGCAAACUGGGAAAUCAGCUUCAGUCAGUAAGUUUCGAAGACCCAAGAUGAGCCGCCCCCAAGCUGCCUUGACCACGUGGUGGAAGAAGUACGCGCCCGAGACGGGCCGCGUCGUGCGCACGCUCUCGCCGUACGAGCAGCGCCCGGUUGACUAUCUGAUCAAGUCGGCGCCGCAGAAGGCCCUUCGCAAGGUCCAGGAAAACGCGCUUGUGCUCGUCCCUUCGUUCUUCUUGCUCUGGGGCACUGUCGCCUGGGCCAAGGGCGAGAACGACCGCUACCACCGCACCCACUGGGCUUAAAUAACGCGCGGCGAUAUCCUCAAUUCAUAGAAUGUAUUACCGUGGCCUGCGUCC
Messenger RNA from Saprolegnia diclina VS20, 354 nucleotides. Its product is annotated as UcrQ family protein. NCBI's taxonomy places the organism in Eukaryota, Oomycota, Saprolegniomycetes, Saprolegniales, Saprolegniaceae. Bases 49 to 300 code for a protein of 83 amino acids. The record is from RefSeq and is a predicted model, not a curated record. Gene Ontology annotation, biological process: mitochondrial electron transport, ubiquinol to cytochrome c. The transcript has a single exon.